This is a messenger RNA of Cryptomeria japonica (Japanese cedar), 735 nucleotides long. RefSeq lists its product as uncharacterized. The transcript has a single exon. NCBI's taxonomy places the organism in Eukaryota, Viridiplantae, Streptophyta, Pinopsida, Cupressales, Cupressaceae. The coding region runs from base 1 to 735 and encodes 244 amino acids. The record is from RefSeq and is a predicted model, not a curated record. Gene Ontology annotation, molecular function: zinc ion binding; nucleic acid binding.
AUGGACAAUACUCCAGCCGAUGGUUUGAAGAAGCGAUUGUUCAUCGAGGGACUAAACCCACCCUUGCGGAAAAAGAUGAAGGUAGUACCUCCGUCUACUUUCAUGGACGCGUACAAUAGAGUCAUGGACAUUGAAAGCGAGAACAAGACAUCGAAGGGUAAGAAGCGCACAAGUGAUGAAGAUAGUAGUGAUGAAGAAAGAGAGGAGGAGUCUCAGAUGAUACAAGCACUCCCGAAGGAUAUGAGGCGGAUGAUGCGGGAAAUGCAGACUCAGGAGGAAGAAAGUAGGGAGGACAAGGAACUCUGGUGCACAGAGUGCAAACUGGAAGGGCACACAAAAACCAAAUGCCCAAAGAAAGUUUUAUGUGAUAUCUGCCAAGUGUUGGGACAUUCCAUCAAGGAAUGCCCCUACAACUUUAAGGCAAUGAGUGCCCAGGUACUAUAUACUCAAGAACAAGCAACACCACCAACUACACCCUCCAAGAACACAAACUCAGACACAUCACCAGGUGGCUAUAGGAAUAGUCAGAGGGGGAGUAACAACAAUACCAGUAAUAAUACCCCACGCGGUCGAAUCCAAUAUGAUGCAAAAGGUAGACCAAUGAUACAAUGUCGAAGGUGCAACGAAUGGGGCCAUUUUGCACGUGACUGCCAGAGUGGUGUUGGACAAGGAGGAGGGCUACUCUGCAAAUGGUGUGGGCUAGGCAAACACGAGGAUGUAGAGUGCCCAAGAUAG